This is a messenger RNA of Penaeus monodon (black tiger shrimp), 5535 nucleotides long. It is a transcript of the gene FucT6, whose product is annotated as alpha-(1,6)-fucosyltransferase-like. The record is from RefSeq and is a predicted model, not a curated record. Gene Ontology annotation, cellular component: Golgi cisterna membrane. Gene Ontology annotation, molecular function: glycoprotein 6-alpha-L-fucosyltransferase activity. Lineage: Eukaryota; Metazoa; Arthropoda; Malacostraca; Decapoda; Penaeidae. Gene Ontology annotation, biological process: protein N-linked glycosylation.
ACAGGUCUGACAGGAUGCGUUGGCUGGGCGGGUGGGCGUGGCGAGUGGGCGGCGCAGUGGGCGUCAUGUGGCUGGUGGGCGUGGCGCUGUUCGCUCCGCCCAGUCCUUCGCCGAGCGCCAGCGACCCCCGCCUCGCGCAGCGCCUCCAGCGGGCGGUGCAGGAGCUGGACAUCCUCAAGAAGCAGAACGAUGACAUCAGACAGGUCCUGCAGGACUUCACCAAGCAAGUGAGCUCCCUGAACGGGGAGGCGCCCUCGCACGGCAACACGGCCAUGGUGGCUGAGCUGCAGAAGAAGCUGGAGCACGCUCAGCGUAUGUUACAACAAGCUGAUGCAACUGCUGACCACAAGACAGGCCCCUCGGACUUCACGCCCUCGCUGGAGUUCGAGAAGACGCGUCGCCUGGUGGAGCGCGGCGUGCAGGAGAGCUGGUGGUACGUCGCGGACCAGCUGCAGCAGCUCCGGAAGAAGCUGGACGCCUUCUCGGACCACACGGCGCACAUCGACCGCGUGCUGGAGGAGGGGGUCGACCACGUGCGGGCUGCGGCUACGGGUGCCAGAUCCACCACGUGGUCUACUGCUUCAUCGUGGCCUACGGCACCAAGAGGACGCUGAUUCUCAAGUCCCGCGGCUGGAGGUACAACAAGGCCGGCUGGGAGGACGUGUUUCAGCCUCUCAGCGAAACGUGUACAGACCUCUCGGGGUACACGCACUCGCACUGGCCAGGAUCGAACGAGACGCAGGUGGUGGACCUCCCGAUCAUCGACACGCUGUCCCAGAGGCCGCCCUACCUCCCCCUGGCCAUUCCCAGGGACAUCUCGGACCGCCUGACGCGGCUGCACGGGGACCCGGCCGCCUGGUGGGUCGGCCAGUUCCUCAAGUACAUGCUCAAACCGCAGCCCAAGACGCAGGAGAUGCUGGACAGCAUGUCCGACUCGCUGGGAUUCCAGAAGCCGAUUGUGGGAGUGCACGUGCGGAGGACGGACAAGGUGGGCACGGAGGCCGCCUACCACUCCAUAGACGAGUACAUGAAGCACGUCGGGGAGUACUACAAGGCGCUGAGUCUGCGUCAGCCCGACAUCGUCAAGAGGGUGUACCUGGCCUCCGACGACCCCACCGUCAUCACCGAAGCCCAGAAGAAGUUCCCCGACUACACGUUCAUCGGCGACUCGAACAUCGCGCGAACGGCGGCCGUUGCAACGCGCUACACGGAUGCGUCGCUCAAGGGCAUCAUUGCAGACAUACACUUCUUAUCGCUUACAGAUUACCUGGUUUGCACCUUCUCGUCUCAGGUGUGUCGUAUAGCGUAUGAAAUUAUGCAGACUUUACAUCCAGAUGCAUCCAGCUAUUACCGAUCUCUGGAUGAUAUUUAUUACUACGGUGGACAAAAUGCACACAAUCAGAAGGCAAGAUUCCCACACACUCCACGCAAAUCAGACGAGAUGAUUUUGAAAGCUAAUGAUGUUGUGGGCAUUGCGGGUAACCACUGGAAUGGUUACUCAAAGGGCGUGAACAGGAGAACACGGCAAAACGCCCUUUACCCGUCAUAUAAAAUGGAGGAAAUCGUUGACAUAGCAGAUUUCCCAUCAUACGCCGAGGUUGAUAAAAGAAGCGGGACAUGAAUGAUAGCGAAUACUUAGGUACUUUUUUUCUAGAUAGAUUUUAGCUGGCAAAUUAUCUUGAGAUUUAUAUUAUUUUGUGAUAUAUUUUAAAAAUACAUUCUGUUGUGGUGAGAUUUUUUCUUUUUAAUGAAUGAAAUCAGGGAUAUGUUUUAGCUUUUUCUUUCCAUUAUGUUCAGUCCGAGGAGUGGCUGUGAACAAAGAUUCACACGAGGCAAGGAAAGGGACUUGUUAGUUUCUCUCACUGUAUCCCAGUUUGAGGCAUUAGGAAGGCACUCUAGUUUGAUGGUUCAGUCACUUGAUAAAUCAUCACAUCAUGAAUGUUUGUUGCAGGUCCAAUAUUUCCUGUAUAUUCUCCUUCUCCACAUGUGAAAUGCAUUAGCAUUUUCAUGUGAUUCUUGUUUUAUUUAUUGAAGUGAAGAAAGGGCAGAGUUGUGUGGGAAAUUUUUAAGAUAGGGAAAACUGUGUUUAAAAAAAAGCACCGCCAUUAUCUUAUAUUUGUUACAUGUAAACUAGCAGUGCUCAGGGUAGGUGGCAAUUUUAGAAAUGGUUUCACAGACAGACUGAUAUUUGGACAUCAAUGGCUAUCAAAUGUUCGCACCCUAAACUCAUGUUGUUAAUUGUAUCCAUGCAGUAAAUGUCAUGGAAGAGAGCCAUGCCAUGUCUUAAUAUGUCUGUGGUUUUAUAAGAAGUUCUUUAUUACAGAUUUUGAUGUGUGAAUUAAAAUGUUUCAUGUGCUCACAGUAAAUGCUCCCCACCAUAUGUGUUGUGAAAGACUUCCCUUCAAGGCACUGAAGAACAAUGAGCAAACAAUUCUUCCUACUGAGAUUCAGUUCCUUUUUUUCCCAUUCAUUCUUUUUCGUUUCAGUUCAAAUAUUUGUUGGUGCAUUGUUGCCCCCCCCCCCCUUAGAAUAACACCUCUGAAAAUGUAAAGAGUGCUAUUUGAGUAUUCAUUACACAUGGUGCCUGACAAAGUGCUAUGUCCAUUGCUAUUAAACCUUCUCCCUUUGUAAAGAAAUACUGAACACCACUGUUUAGAAAUAGGCACUCCUGUUGGCCUUUCAGUUUACUGCCAGUAACCCGAGAUGUUUUGGAAAUUAGAAAAUUUGAUUUAACUUAAGGAGCUUUUACUGUUUUCAUUUGGACCAUUAUUAAUCAGUGCAGUUUUCAGUAAUGAGCAAAAUACAUCUGCAGAACCCUCCACUUCCAUGUCCACCACCCAGUGUUGCCAAUGCUUUGACCAGCUGCUCUGAUUUGUACAUUCAAAAAAGGCACCGUACUUCUGUGCGUGUUUUGGAUACCAGAAUCGAAACUGGCAGUUGACACUUUGGUAAUACUGAAUGCUGAAAUUGGAACUGAACUGGACUGCACGUCAGUCAAUUGUUAUUUUACUGAGAAGGAUAAGUGGAGUGAUGAAACUUACUUUGUAUUAAAGUACUAAAAUACCAGAAAUGUUACUGUAGUGGUAUUUAUCAUUCUAGUUUUAUAUGGAAUGUAUUUAAAUUCUCAUCAAUAUAUGAUGGUAGAAUCCACAUUUGAUACCAAACAAAAGAGUAUUUUGCAUAAAUAUAUGAAUUGAAUACCACUAACAUGUAUAAUUUUAUAUUGUCUUAUUCUUGAGUUGUCCCUUUUUGGAGGAUAAUUUUCUUCGGGAAAAAUGGAUCCCAAAAUAUGUAUACAUUAUCUGUGUUUAUUAAAUAAUACAUUGAUAAUGAAAUCAUAAACAUUGCUGUUGAUUUUACAUAUAUUUGAUGUAUGAUUAACUUUAUAUGGUAGAAGAAACCAAAUAAUUGUUUGAAAUUUAUGUUGUUUCAGUGGAUUGGCUCUUGAAGACUAGGAGGAAGGAGUCAUUUUGUACGAAUGCUGAUUACUCUAACUUAAUGCAACAUUUCUGGUCCUAUGCUGUAAUUGAAGGGAAAUUGGGCAUUAGUAUCCUAUGACACAUGAUUGAAAGGUAAUAUAAUAUUGCCUUGUAGGAAUUCCAUUCAUUUUUAUGUAAGUAUUGGUCAUUUAUGUCUUGUGUAUGAAAUGAAAUUUUUCAUUAACAUUUUUGUCAUUUAAGUCUGAAUUUAAAUAGGACCACAUAUUAGCCUUAGGUACUUGUAGCAUGAUCCCAGACAGGUGCCUAUGUGUGACAAAUUGUUCAUAAUUAAUGGGCACUAAGGACACCUGAAAUUUGCAACAUGGAUUUGCAAAGAACUUAAAGCUAAUUAUCAUCAGGCCAUAUUGGUUCUGAUUUUUUCUUUUCUUUUCCACAUUUUUUUCUAUAUGAAAUCAUUUCUAAGAUACAUGCUAUAUGUACCUUAUUUUAUGCUUUUUGGAAUACGAAUAUAAAUCCUAUAACGCAAGUUGAAUUAUACUUCUAAAUCAACUGUCAGUAUUACCUGGUUUUGUGGUAGUAUGAGCAGCAUCUUGUUCUCGUGGUUACUGGCUAUUGAGGGUUCUCAUAAAUAAAUCUUAUAUCUUGUUUCCAUGUUAAGUUUGUAUGUCUGUGAAUUUUGACAAUCACCUAUAUAUAUCUUGUAAACUUUUUUCUGGCAGAUAUUUUGAAUGGUUGAAUUUAGGAAUAUAUUACAAUUGCCACAAGUAACUUUUAUAAUUAGCAGUUAUGUUGCUCAUUCAGAAGAGGUGUUUAACUGUUUUGUAUAACAACACCAAAAGAAAAAAGAAAAGUAUACAUUAUUUAUAGGGAACAUUGAAAAAUAAGGCUAUUACCAUCAGUUAUGCAAAUGAUUUUACUGGAAAACAGAUUGAAUUUACAGUAGACAGUAUAUUAUUUUAUGGAUAAAGUACUCAGUAUUUAUAGAAUCAUCACUAAUGUACAAAUGACAAAAAAUGUUCUUGAAUAAUUUUCAUUUCACAGGGGAAUAAGUAUCACUAUCAGUUUAAUUAAAAUAAAUGGAUUUCAUGCAGUACAGUGUCAUGUUACAUUUUUCAUUUUUAGUUAUGGCCUUUGUUUCCAAAGAAGUACCAAAUAUAAAAUUUACUUCAGGUGAGAUUGCCUGAAUGAAACCCCACAAUGAAAAUUCCCUCAAAGUUAUCAUGAAAUGUUAUUAAUUAUGUGGGAGCAUUAUAGGCUAGCAUUGGUAUUCAGGGUCUGUGGAUCUUACCAGCAAAAGAUCUGCAGUUCCAAAGACAGAGGACUUUUUCUCUGUCUGCCUAUCCACCACAAACAACAGAAAAUUAAGAUAAUAUACAAUGGUAUUUUUCACCAGACGAAGUUCACUGUGCAAUAAUUAAGUUGAAAAUCAAUAGUGAUGCUUAUGAUAUCUUUAUAUACAAUUUCCAAGCCAGAGCUUUUCAGAGAAAUAUAUAUUUUUAGGAUGCAGAGUUUCCUGAAAGAAAUAACCCACGAAAUAGGGAUAGCAAGAACAUCUGUGACAACUAAGAAAAUAAUGUAUAUAGCAUAAUUGUAUAUAUGUACAUAAUAUUCACUAGUAUCAAUUGUAUUAGUGUCAACAUUAAUUCACUCCACAAUUAUCUUGAUACUGUUGGAAAAAAGAAAGAUGUUUUAUUUUAAAAGCACUUGAAUUAAAGCAAAUUUGAAAAUAUACCUGGAAAGUAAAAAUUUCCAUUAAUGGCUUGGUGUUUCUUUGUCUCUUUGUUUCCACCCUUUUCUUUUGUGCAUAAUAUACAAUUCUCAUAUAGAAAAGAAGAAAAGAAUUGGUGCUGAAAGAAUAUGUAUAUUAAGUUCAAUAUAUGUUCCCCUUCCCAAAUGAAGAAACUGAUUGUUUAAAUGUAAUAAUGAUAAUGAAGUGAUUGUGAGCUCUUCUUUGUAUGACGUCUAAUGAACAGUUGUAACCUGUUUCUUGUAUUUCCUAAUAGUGUUCAUCUUCAACAAACUUCAUUGUACAUUCCUGUUUUAUAGAAAAAAGAGAUUGUAUGAAAUUCUAAAAAAAAAUAAAGAACAAAAGUUA